ACCUACUGCGGAGGGCGAGGGGACCUCGGCGCCGCUGCAACCAUGGGCCGCGCGUUUGGGCAUCUGAUGAGGGUGCGGCAUGUGAUCACCUACAGCUUGUCGCCGUUCGAGCAGCGCGCCUUUCCGCACUACUUCAGCAAGGGCAUCCCCAACAUGCUGCGCCGUACUCGGGCGUGCAUCCUUCGCGUGGUGCCGCCAUUUGUAGUGUUUUAUCUUGUCUACACAUGGGGAACGCAAGAGUUUGAGAAAUCCAAGAGGAAGAAUCCAGCUGCCUACGAAGAUGACAAAUGAGCAACUCAUCUGGAUAAUG
This is a messenger RNA of Hippopotamus amphibius kiboko, 310 nucleotides long. RefSeq names its product cytochrome b-c1 complex subunit 8-like. Gene Ontology annotation, biological process: mitochondrial electron transport, ubiquinol to cytochrome c. The coding region runs from base 43 to 291 and encodes 82 amino acids. The record is from RefSeq and is a predicted model, not a curated record. The transcript has a single exon. NCBI's taxonomy places the organism in Eukaryota, Metazoa, Chordata, Mammalia, Artiodactyla, Hippopotamidae.